Messenger RNA from Pocillopora verrucosa, 2565 nucleotides. Its product is annotated as tartrate-resistant acid phosphatase type 5-like. Lineage: Eukaryota; Metazoa; Cnidaria; Anthozoa; Scleractinia; Pocilloporidae. The record is from RefSeq and is a predicted model, not a curated record. Gene Ontology annotation, molecular function: ferrous iron binding; acid phosphatase activity; ferric iron binding.
UUGAUAACGCACGAAAACAUGAUGGCGAUCAAGCAUAUUCUCUUGGCGAUCUUCCUUACUAGCGUAGCUUACGUUCGCUGCGAUGAACUGAGAUUUCUGGUGGUGGGUGAUUGGGGCGGCAUGCCUUUGUUCCCGUAUACUACUCCUUACGAGACAGCCGUUAGCAUUGCUAUGGGAAAAGUCGCACAGGAACUGGGAACACAGUUUACCGUCGCUCUUGGUGAUAAUUUUUAUAUUACGGGGGUGAAAAACGUGGAUGAUAAAAGAUUUAAAGAAACAUUUGAGGACGUGUUCACUGCCGAAUCACUGAUGACCCCGUGGUUCUUUUGCGCCGGAAAUCACGAUCACUAUGGCAACGCAUCUGCUCAGAUUGCCUACAGUUCAAGGUCCGAACGCUGGAAUUUUCCAGACUUUUAUUACACUAAAUCCUGGAAGAUUCCUGGCUCUGAUUUGGAAUUGCAGUUGGUUCUUAUAGACACGGUUCUACUCUGCGGUAAUACUGGACAUGAUCACACCCAUACUCAACCUGAAGGGCCCGAAUCUAUUGAAGUUGCCGAGGCACAAUGGGAUUGGUUGGAAUCUACCCUUCGUUCGUCCACAGCACAUUAUCUGAUCGUUGGAGGCCAUUUUCCAGUCUGGUCUAUAGCUGAGCACGGACCAACCCAAUGUUUAGUUGAUCGACUAAGACCUUUGUUGGAGAAAUAUCACGUGACUGCUUAUAUUAGUGGACAUGAUCAUAACCUACAGCACUUGAAAGAAGCGGACUCCUCGGUCAAUUAUUUUGUAAUUGGAGCUGGCGCAAAAAUAGACAACAAUACCAGCCACAGCAACAAAGUUCCCAAAGAUAGUUCGUUGUUUUUCUGGGCUGACUCCAGCAAGGCAGGAGGAUUUGCUGUGGUGCACAUGGCGGUGGAUAGCACUACACUAGAGAUGUUGGAUUCCCAUGGAUCCUCUGUCUAUAAAGCUCAGCUCAACCCUCGUCAUUCAGGAGCUUAGUUAUUACGCUCCGCUCUGUACCCUUUGUCCUGUCAGUUCGUUUCACGCAAAUUAUUUUGUGUCUCGCAAUGUUUGUUUAAAUCAAAGCGUCGCAGUACCUUAUCUGUUUGGUUUUAUGAGUUAAAUAGGUUUUUUGUGUGUGUUGUCGUGGAAAUCUACGACUGAAUGAGGUUUUCUAGUUUAACUAUUUACAUUUCAUCUUAAUCUUUUCGAAGUAUUCCCGUCUGCACCCUUUUGACUUUUCAAUUUUAGAAAUGAAAAAUCUUUUGAUCAGUAUAAAAUUUCCCAAUUUUAAUACCAAGCCUUCUCUUCUAUACGCACUCCGUUGGGCGGAAUGAAGAGAGACAUGGUAACGAGCUUAGCAACUUUUUAGUACCUUAAUCUUUUUAACAAACUACUCAGGGGUAAACCAAGGAACGGAAAUAAUUGCAUCGUCGUUUACUUUACCUAUGUCUAACCUGCAAAGCUGACUACUCUGUUAGAGGUACUCCUUUCUCUGCCUUUUUCCAAUGCUUAUCAGUAUUCUGAGUCACUGGGUCUGUUGGUCCAAAACAAUUUCUCUUACCUUUCCAUUGCACGUGUUGCAGAUGCAUUGUAAUUUUGUAGGAAUAACUCUAUUCAGAAAGACAAUUAAUGACUUUUUAUCCCAUAAAGUAGAUGAUUAGGUUUUGCUAUAUCCAUUUUAAGUUUAAUUGGGAAACGCUUUAGCCUUGUGCCUAAUGCAGAAGUCAAUCCGUGUUGAACUCCUUCAGGUUCAUCGUGUUAGCUCUGCAUAUUAAGCAAUGCUGUUACAAUACCCUACGAAGGACAAAGCUCGCACGGUACUUCUCUAAAAUGGUUUAGGUGAGGUGUGCCAGGGGUAAACCAAUACGUCAUCCUUGGAGAAUAUCAGUAUUCAGGCCAAAUCGCUUCAUGAUGCAGAAACCGAGUCACGCUGCGGCAAUUAUGCGCCUCGUAGACAGGCCUUAUGAGCAUCUAACAUCAUCGUCCUCGCCAUCCUCGUGAUUCCCUCGCCCAUUCACUCACUCUCUCUUCUUCCUUCCGCUUCGACGUCUCCUUCGCACCCCUGUCGUCAUCAUCAUUAUUGUUAUCAUGACCACUCAUUGUCAUCACCAUCAUCAUCAUAAUGAUCAUCACCAACAUUACCUCAAAAUUCGAAUGUAUUACUCCUUUUGAUUGUCGUGGGUGCUUCCCUGUCAUUCUCGUGGACAAAAAGAAAGGGAUCUCGAUUUCUCUAUUUACAAAAUAUUCUCUUGUGUGAAUAUCACCAGCACUAACGAAACGAUCGAUUCAAGUAAAGCUCUUAUAGGUGGAUACAACUGAGAAGUAGUGAGCACGUUCGUUAAGGGAAUUGGCUUCUUAAGGGAAUGUGUGAAUACCUAGUUUGUGAGGCGAUACGAAAGAAGGGACUCUUUCUCUGGGCGCAGGUGCAUCUGAAAGAACAGAAUUCCUCCGUUGAAUAUUUCGUCAUUGGAGCUGGCGACUUUUUGUGGAAAAGCACCCCGAACAAAGACAAAGUACCACAAGGAAGCUCGCUGUUUUUCUGGGCUGAGUACUUAAGAUUAGGAG